AUGCCUAAUACAGAAGGCUUUGACGAUCAACAUUCCCAAAAGGAAGGCACUGAUCCUAUUAAUGCCGCCUACAGAGAUGCCCUUCUAGAGAGGUAUAAUAAUGUAAAUGGAAAUAAAGAAAACAUGACAAAUGAUGACGAUGAUGAUAUUCAAUUCUAUGAUAAGUUUAAGAGAUCAAUUCAUAAUAAAACCUCCAAUUUUGAAAAUUUAGAAUCGUCUAGUGAUUUAGAUUACACGGAUGAUUCAGAUUAUACAGAUAGAGCAAAUCAAACAUUUGUUGUUCGCAAUUCCGAUUCCGAGUCUGACAAUGAUGAAGAAGAAGAGGAAGAAUUAGAUGAUGAAUUUUUAGAGGAUGACAGCGAAGAAGAUGCGAAUGACUGUCUGAUCGAUGACUUACUUGACACAACUACUACAUUACCAGAUCAAACGAAAACACAGAGAAAUUCUGAAUACAAUAGCACAGAUAAUGAGAAUGCUAUAGGGUCUGAUGAUGAAGAACUUGAGGACGAUUCUGAGUAUGAUAUUGAUAUUGAUAACUUAUUAUCGACAGAACCUCAAUUCCAAUGGUUUCGAUUUAUUUUGGUAGUUCUAGUAUUGACUAUAUUUUUGCCUAUAGUACCUGUGAUUUUCAAAUUUACAAAUAAUUUUGGUAAAUCAAUUGUUCGUCAUUCAUUUUAUUCGCAAAAUUCUAAUAUCGAUAUGACAGGGUCAUUUGGAACAUUACAAAAACAAAUUAACCAUCUAUAUAAUGAAUUAAGUGUAAAAGAUGAAAGACAAAAAGUAGAAUUUGAUGAAAAAGUUAAAAUAAUUAUAUCUCAAUUUGAGAAAAAUAUCAAAAAACUUAUGCCAAAAAAAUUAUUAAGUUUUGAAGAUGAAAUUGAGGAAUUAAAUAUAAAAUUGAAUGAUUUAACUAACAAAUAUGAUUUAAUUAAUACCGAGAGGGUGCCAAACCAUAUCGAUAAUGAAAAAUUAGAAAUCACUAGAUCUGAAUUAUUAAAAAAACUUGACUUGUCGUUACCAAACAACAUACCCAUUGAUACGAUGAAUAAUGCGUCUGUAAAAGAUAUUAAUUUACAGGAUUUUAAGAAAUAUGUAUCCAAUUUUCUUAUUUUAUUAUUCGAUAAUAUUAUGGAAACCAAUUCAAUUAUAACAUCAGAAAAUGUAACAUUAGAAGCGACAAUUAAUGCAUAUAUCGAAGAAAUCACCAAUGAAAAACUCAAAAUGUUUGAUAAUACUGCUUCAAUUAAUGAACUGAAGCGAAACAUAGAAGAAAUGAGAGUAGAAUUAUGGUAUGAAAUAAAAGAGUAUCUUUCCAAAGUUAAGAACGACGUCAACUUAGAAAAUUCUCAUUCGGUCAAUCAAAUAUCAACUUCAUUUUUGAAAACAAUCAUUUUACAAAUAUAUAAUUCUAAUCGUUAUCAAUGGGAAAAUGAUCUAGAUUUUGCCACUACCGUUCAAGGUUCGUCGAUAAUACCCAGUUUAACCUCACCAGUCAAUCCCAAAGGAAAUGGACUAAAACCAUUAGCGUUACUUUUAGAUUCAGUUUAUAAUUCUCCAUCUGCAUAUUGGGAGUGUAAAAUAUCCAAAGACAGUCCAUGCAAAGUGGCUAUUAAAUUUAAUAGACCACUACAUUUAACAAGAAUCUUCUACAUUCAUGGUCGUUUGAUAAACAAUUUACAUAUUAUGAAUUCUGCACCUCGUGAUAUCUCAAUUUAUGUAUUAUUACAAAACGAUAGAGACCAUUCUUUAUUCACAAAAGAGGCUCGGAAUCAAGGACAAGGAGUAUUACAUCCUAAUGAUCGUAGAUUUGUCAAGAUUGGAACAUUUGCAUACGAUCUGAAAAGUCUAAAAGUGAGACAACAGUUUCAAUUGCCAAGUUGGUAUAUCAAUUUUAAACCAUUGGUGAAAGCUGUAUUAUUUGAAGUUGAUAACAAUCAUGGGAAUGAACAAUUUGUUUCAUUAAAGAAAUUUAUCAUAAACGGUGUUAUUGAAGAAGAUUUAGAUAUCAUUAAAUCAGGCAUAUUCCCAUUAGAUUUCAGUAAUGGCAAUUAUAUACCCGAAUAUGCUUCUGAAGAAUUCAAUGAACCCACUGAACAUAGAUCGUUACCAUCAAAGGAUGUAGCCUCAUUCGGAGAAGAUCAGCCAGUUAAUUAA
This is a messenger RNA of Maudiozyma saulgeensis, 2154 nucleotides long. The record is from the annotation of a GenBank genome assembly. Lineage: Eukaryota; Fungi; Ascomycota; Saccharomycetes; Saccharomycetales; Saccharomycetaceae.